AUGGAAGAAACAAGGGAAGCAGCAGCAAGGCCAGGAGAGGAGAGAGAAAACCCUUACGGAGAAUGUGGGCCAGGAAUGCCAUUUGCCCUCGGCGGAUGCAUGAGGUGGAAGUUGCAGGGCUCCUCACCGAACCCGCCUUUCACAUGGCAGCAUAUGCUGCAGAGGCUCUGGGGAGAAAUUUUCCAACCAAAAUAGCAGAACCAAAAAUACUUCCAAUGCUGCAAUUUGCAUGGGAUGAAUAUCUACAUGAGAAAAAGAAAGAGCUGAGAGGAGAAACAUGGGAGUAUGCUUCCAACGUAAUGUGCUUUGUUGAUGGCCAGCUCCUUGGAGAUGAGAAGAUGUUGCUCAAGUGGGCUUAUGAUGUUUGGGAUUAUCAAGACUUUAAACCGGAAGCACUUUAUGAAGCCAUUACACAGGAUUUUCUCACUAAAUACAUGAAAAACAAGAAGCACAUAUUUGUAUAUCUGGAGGUAGCUAUUCAAGAGGUGACUGUUGGAAAACUGCUGAUUGAGCUCUUUUCUGAUAUCUGCCCCAGGACAUGCAGGAAUUUCAAAUGUUUGUGUACAGGGGAGAAAAUAAAUGCAGAGACUGGGAAGGUGCUCACUUACCAAGAUUCUAUCUUUCACCGCAUUGUCAAAAACGGCUGGAUUCAAGGAGGAGACAUUCAUGAAGGAAAAGGAAAUGGAGGCGAGUCAAUAUAUGGACCUAUCUUUGAAGAUGAAAGUUUUGCAGUUCGCCAUGACAGAAGAGGUGUUUUAGGAAUGGUCAACAAAGGACGUCACAGCAAUGGAUCCCAGUUCUACAUCACACUACAAGCUGCACCUUACUUGAAUGAAAAAUACGUCGCUUUUGGGCAGGUGCUUGAAGGCUCACAUGUUCUCCAGGAACUGGAAGCCACAGACACAUUCAACGAGAGGCCAACUGUAGAAUGUAAAAUUAUUAACUGUGGAGUUUUUGAGCCUGGACUCUGAAUGUUCGUUGUAUUUAGUGAGAUAUUGUACUGCAUAUUGUUUUCUAAUCAUAGGUUUUAUGAUUGUUCAAAAUGUUUGGCUAAUUAAAAGA
Anolis sagrei ordinatus is the source of this 1062-nucleotide messenger RNA. It is a transcript of the gene PPIL6, whose product is annotated as peptidylprolyl isomerase like 6. The record is from RefSeq and is a predicted model, not a curated record. NCBI's taxonomy places the organism in Eukaryota, Metazoa, Chordata, Lepidosauria, Squamata, Anolidae. Gene Ontology annotation, biological process: protein peptidyl-prolyl isomerization. Gene Ontology annotation, molecular function: peptidyl-prolyl cis-trans isomerase activity.